AUGUCCGAGAUGAGGUCUGAGCUAUGCCAACUGGAGAAUAUUGCUCAUCAUUUCCGCCCGAGAAAAUAUUUUGCAAGAGGUGUAACGACAUCUUACGGACCGUUUCAUGAUAUACCGGCAGCCAGCGAGUUUCCUCCUGGUAUGUUCUAUCUAAUAGCACAGAAAAUAGCAGUUCUACCGAGCGGCAGAGUUGUAUUCCGCGGUGACACAGCUGGAUUGCUGAUGGGUCAUCUCUCCUGCCCACUCAAUACUGCUUCAUUGGAAACACGAUGGGUAGUUGUAUGGUCGGACUCACAUUCAUGA
Molecule: messenger RNA, 303 nt
Organism: Cylicocyclus nassatus
Lineage: Eukaryota; Metazoa; Nematoda; Chromadorea; Rhabditida; Strongylidae
Source: the annotation of a GenBank genome assembly